AUGAGGGGCACUUUGAACUCAAACCUUCUCGCCAUUGCGACAUUCUUUUGUCAUGCGGCGGCUGGGCUCAGAACAGGAGAGAACAGCACUCAUCUCAUGCUUUCAAAUGAUCGUCUUUCUGUGGUCCUCGCCAAAUCUAAUGGCCAUAUCAUUGAUGUUACCCUCGAUGGCCAAGAUCUUCUUGGACCUUUAAGCGGCAACAGCGGAAAAGGGCCCUAUCUCGACUGCUCGUGCACCCCUUCAGGAUUUUGGACGCCAGGGGGAACAGCCCAGUUGCAGCUUGUUAAUGGUACCGACUUGACUGGCACCCCAUACGGCGGUAUAAUCAUGUCCGACACAUUUGUACAGACCAAUCAGACACUGUCGCAAUACUUUUUCCUUCGUGGUGAGGAGACUGGACUACAUGCCUUCUCUCGUCUUACGUAUUUUAAUGCUACUCGACCUUAUCUCCGUUCGCUGGGCGAGUUGCGUACACUUUUCAGACCCAAUACGCCACUCUGGACCCACUUCUCUACAAGUGAAGGCAAUUUUGGUCCCUUGCCAGCGUCCAGCACUUUCUCAAAGGCAGUGACGGUACAAGAUGCCACCUCGUAUGUAGGAGGUGUCACGGACGAUCCUUACACAGAACAAUAUUCGGAUUAUUUUACGAAAUAUACCUUGGCUGAAUCAUGGCGCAAUCAUGAUGUCCAUGGACAUUUUAGUGAUGGCUCAACAAGCGCCGAUGGGAGUACCUUUGGCGCAUGGCUUGUUCACAACACACGAGAGACUUAUUACGGUGGUCCAAUUCAUUCUGAUUUGGUAGUUGAUGGCAUUGUUUACAACUACAUGGUGUCGGGUCAUUAUGGUGCACCACACCCAAAUAUCACUCACGGUUUUGAUCGCACGUGGGGUCCGCAGUUCUAUUAUUUCAACAAAGGGGCACCGAGCACAUCAAUUGGCGAGCUGAGGGCUGACGCAGCUCAGUUUGCUGAUCCCGAAUGGAACAUAGAUUUCUACGACAGUAUUGCUCCUUACAUUCCAAAUUUCGUUCCUUCGACGCGGCGUAGUACAUUCGAGGGCCGAAUUGAGCUUCCAAAGGGGGCCCAUCAACCAAUCAUUGUUCUGUCAGAGAACAAUCAAGACUUCCAACUGAACGCUUUCGAUACUAAGUCUCUUCAAUAUUGGGCUGAGGUUGACGGGUGCGGAAAGUUCAGAAUUCCUCGCGUCGUGGAGGGGAAAUACAGGGUUACUAUCUAUGCUGAUGGCAUUUUCGGAUGGUUCAUUCAAGAUGAUGUCGAGAUAACUCAAGCCUUGACCAACCAGGACAAGUGGAUAUUCAAAUGGCUCGAAGAAAGUGCUGGUGAAGAGGUAUGGCGUAUAGGAAUUCCUGAUAAGUCAGCCGGCGAGUAUCUUCAUGGAUACGCCCCAGAUACCUCGAAGCCUUUACAGCCGGAACAAUAUCGUAUUUACUGGGGAAAAUAUGACUUCGAAAAAGAUUUCCCUGAGGGUGUACGUUUCGAUGUGGGCAAAAGCAAGGAAGCUGAAGAUCUUAACUAUAUUCACUGGUCUUUUUUCCCAGCAAAAGGUAACCAUUUACGACAAGAAAAUUAUUACGAAAAUGUAAACAACUGGACUAUUACCUUUGACCUUCAAAAAGACCAAUUAAGCCGAGCCAAAACAGCUACAUUUACGGUCCAAAUCGCUGGUACGAAAACUGCCAAUGGUAACACUAAAUGGACGGAAAUUCAACCCUUUGGGAACUUACCUUGGACGGUUAAUUUCAAUGGGCUAUACGAAUCAACAUGGGUUAUCCCUUACUGGCGGAGUGGAUCUUGCGGAGUGAGAAGCGGCAUUUCGUGCCAGAAUAUUGAGAACAAAUUCAUUUUCUCGUCGGCAGCGCUGAGGGAGGGACAAAACGAACUAACUUUGAGCUUGCCAUUCAACGCCAGUAGUGUGGAAACUGCGCUUUUGCCUGACGCGCUCUAUGUUCAGUAUGAUGCUUUGAGGCUGGAAUUAGCAUAA
Colletotrichum truncatum is the source of this 2001-nucleotide messenger RNA. Its product is annotated as rhamnogalacturonate lyase c. NCBI's taxonomy places the organism in Eukaryota, Fungi, Ascomycota, Sordariomycetes, Glomerellales, Glomerellaceae. Gene Ontology annotation, molecular function: carbohydrate binding; catalytic activity. Gene Ontology annotation, biological process: carbohydrate metabolic process. The record is from RefSeq and is a predicted model, not a curated record.